This is a messenger RNA of Eimeria tenella, 774 nucleotides long. RefSeq names its product SAG family member. The record is from RefSeq and is a predicted model, not a curated record. NCBI's taxonomy places the organism in Eukaryota, Apicomplexa, Conoidasida, Eucoccidiorida, Eimeriidae. Bases 1 to 774 code for a protein of 257 amino acids. The transcript has 4 exons.
AUGCUUCAUUUCGUUCGUGUUGCGCUCGCUGUUGUGUCCGUAUUCUAUGGACACGAGGCAGCAAGUGCUAGCACAACUGGAGAAGCAGAGACGCUUGAUUGUUUGGCCGACAUGAACGAGGCCAGGACAGCAGCUGGGCUCGCCAAGUUUGGGGAGCCAUCUAGUGAUAAGCAAAAGCUGCCGUCGAGCCCCACUUUAAAAGAGACCGUAAACGCUACCAAUUUAUGGAACGAAAUAUGCAAAAUAAUAGCAGAGGAAGAAGAAGACAGCGCUGAAGCCGAAAAAUUAGAGGGGACCUUCGCGUACUAUGCCGGCAAAAAAGACUGCAAGGCGGCAGUGCAGUACUGGAAGGACGGGUUUUCACUCUUCAACAACAAGCUGCCCCCAGCGUACACAACUUCGAACCAGUCUGAAGUCUAUACCGACAGGGCCGUCUCCUUUGUCUCUCUCUAUAACCCUCAGGCGAGCCCUGUAGCGAGCUGUGUCUUCGUGACCUGCACAACAGCAAGCGGGUUUGCUGCGUCAGCCCUGCCAAAAACCGACGAAAGGCGGACAUUAAGGAGACUUCAAGGUGAAGAGGAACCUGCUACCGCCAUCAUAUGCUUGACGAAUCCGCAGGCGCUGAUUACUGAUACGGCGCCAUUCAAGGAAGAUGAAUGGCAGAAGAUUGUUCAUGCUGUAGUUGGUACUGAGGAGCGCACUGGGGCUUCCCCGGUUAGGCCGUCUCUUCCACUGGGGUUCGUAAUGAUGCUUUUUGCUUACACUCUUUUUUAA